Rhagoletis zephyria (snowberry fruit fly) is the source of this 3323-nucleotide messenger RNA. RefSeq names its product Neuroligin 3 (gene Nlg3). The record is from RefSeq and is a predicted model, not a curated record. NCBI's taxonomy places the organism in Eukaryota, Metazoa, Arthropoda, Insecta, Diptera, Tephritidae.
AUGGACCUUGCUUCACGUGAUUCCUCCAGUGGUGGCAGCAGCAGCUCGGGCAACAGCGGCAGCAGUAAUAGCGGCAGUAGUAGUAGUGGGAGUGGCGGUGGCAGUGGUGGCGGACAAAGCAAAUACCCGGUGCUCGUAUUUGUACAUGGCGAAUCAUAUGAAUGGAAUAGCGGCAAUCCAUACGAUGGCUCAGUAUUGGCAAGCUUUGGUCAAAUACUCGUUGUUACAAUUAACUAUCGCCUGGGCAUAUUAGGUUUCCUAAACGCAAACACAGAUCGUUACUCAAAACUGCCAGCCAACUAUGGCCUAAUGGACAUUAUUGCUGCGCUGCACUGGUUGAAGGAGAACAUCGCUGCCUUUGGUGGUGAUGCGCAAAGUAUUACACUGGCCGGUCAUGGCACGGGUGCAGCGUGUGUGCAUUUUCUCAUCUCAUCGCUGGCGGUGCCGGAAGGUCUGCUCUUCAAUCGCGCCAUACUCAUGUCCGGCUCCGGGCUGGCGCCUUGGUCGCUAGUCAGCAAUCCCGCCAAAUAUGCAGCCAUUGUUGCACAUCAUGUGAAUUGUGCACCCGAUCUGCCGCAUGCACAUCUCAUGAAAUGUCUGCGGGAUAAGACGCUGGAGCAACUGCUGGGCGUACCCAUUCGUCAGCCAGAAUUCGGUUUUGCCUUUGGACCGAGCAUUGAUGGCGUGGUAAUCGAUGGCGGCGACUAUGUGCCGCCAGCGCCUGGCUCAGCGGCUGCACAAGCUCAAGCCUCGACUGCCGGGAGUGGUGGCCUCGGUGGUGGUUCGGGCAUUGCAGCUGCGGGUGGCUGGGGUACACCAGGACAGCUGGAGAAUAUUGUAUUAAUGAGGAAAACAGCCAUUAACAAGUUGUCAAGAUAUGACCUGUUAGCUGGUGUUACACGGGCCGAAGCAUUUUUCUCCUUCAAUUCCGGCGACGUACAGUAUGGUAUUGAGGCGGAUCGUCGUUCGAAAAUACUGAAAGCCUAUGUACGAAAUACAUACACGUACCAUCUGAAUGAAAUAUUCGCGACGAUUGUUAAUGAGUACACGGAUUGGGAGCGACCGGUACAGCAUCCAAUUAAUAUACGCGAUGAAACCCUUGAGGCGCUUAGUGAUGCUCAGGUUGUGGCACCGGCUGCACAAACCGUCGACCUACACUCAGCGGAUCACCGAAAUUCAUAUUUGUAUGUCUUUGACUAUCAGACCAGAUAUGGAGAUUAUCCUCAGCGCCAAGGCUGCAUACAUGGCGAAGACCUGCCCUAUAUAUUCGGUGCACCACUGGUUGGUGGCUUCAGCCAUUUUACACGAAAUUACACGAAAACCGAAAUAAAUCUCUCCGAAAUUGUAAUGCUAUAUUGGUCGAAUUUCGUGCGAACUGGCAAUCCAAACGAGCAAAUGGAAGGCGAUCAUCCGAAUAGUCGACAAGAGCGCAGUCGUUACAAGACAAUCGAAUGGACUGCAUAUGAGAGCGUGCAUAAAAAAUAUUUGAAUUUCGAUACAAAACCAAAGCUUAAAAAUCACUAUCGCGCCCAUCGCUUAUCCUUCUGGUUGAAUCUCAUUCCCGAUCUGCAUAAGCCAGGCGGUGAUAACGUGCCUGCCACACAUCAUCAACUACUCGACGAUUCAGAUGAUGAAGUGGACAAUAAUAUUGCAAGCGACGCAACCAUAAAACCACUUAACCCACCCUAUUCACCGCAUGCCGGCACUGCUGCACUUGGCAACUUCACGCUUUUCACCAAUCAAGUAUUCUCGCUGCUCAAUCUCUCAUCGCCCUCAUCGGCACGCAACGCUUCCCGUUAUGGUGGCAAAAUAUAUGCAGGCGAUGAGGCUGGCGAAGCCCAUGCGGCGGGCAGUGGAGCGCCACCCGAUGCACAAGACGGCUUUGCGGCCUACUCAACAGCCUUGAGCGUGACAAUAGCCAUCGGUUGUUCACUGCUAAUACUCAACGUGCUCAUAUUUGCAGGUGUUUACUAUCAACGCGACAAGACACGCCUUAGUGAACCGCGCGCACAAACAAAACUGAAGCGGCAGGAAAACGGACAAAUGCCAAAUAAUAUCUGCGGGGAUCUAGAAACGCUUACGAUACACACAAAGAGUGAUCCGGCAACAAUACUCUCACAUCAUCAUGCGCUGCAACAUCAGCACCAAUUGCCGCCACCCGAAUUUGCGGACAUACCACAUCGUGCGCCGCCACCACCGAAGCAUUUGAAGUCGCUGCAGGAUGCGGCUGGUGGUAGUGGGAGCAGCGGCAGUGGCGGUGGCGCUGGCAAUAUGAUUGGUCUCAUGCCACCGCCACAUGCACUUCAAGUAAUGGGCAAUCAGUGUGGUACACUAACGAAGAAGAGUUGUAUGAAACAAACGCAGCAGCAACAACAACAACAAAUGAUUGUUACGCAUCAGCAACAUUUGCAGAAUCAUCAUAAUCAGAGUAUGACGACGGCGUUGAUGGGUGGAGGAGGUGGUGGUGGCGGUGGCGGUGGCAACAGCGGCCCACCACCACCUUCAGUAUCAAGCGCUCAGGCGCAUCCACAUGCACAUGCGCAGCAGCAACAGCAACAGCACCAUCAGCAACAGCACCAUCAGCAGCAGCAACACCAACAACAACAGCAAGCACAACUACAACAAACCCAACAACAUCCGCUAAUGGAUGAAUUGCGAGUGUGACAUUAAUUGACGGUGCGUUUCAAAUGUGAUCUCUAGCGGUGAUUAAAUGAAUGUGAAUGUGAUUGUGAUUGUAAUGACGAUAGCGGUGGUGAUGAUGAUAAUGGUGGUGAUGAUUACGAUGAUGACAAUGUGAAUUGAAGUGGAAAUGGAAUACUCACAAAUGAUACAUGCUCAUCAGAUAAGUGAUUGUAAUACCGUGGUGCGUGUUUGUGUGUUGCUGUAUGCACCAUUGUAUGUGUGUGUGUGUGUGUGUGUGUGUAUGUUUGUGUACUUACGUUUGUUUAUUGCAUGAAUGUGCUUAAUUGAAUGCGAACACAAUAGUUUCCAUUGUUUCUAACCAUCUACGCAGCGGCCUUGGGUAUUUCAUGGACGUCACGUAUACACCAUGGAGUACACAAAGCCAUGUGUAGGCUAGUGUACUUGUAUGUAUGCAUGUGUGUAUAUACUAAGUACCAAAUGUAGUAUUGUACGGAAUGCUUUCAUUUGUUAAAUGUGACUAGGCCGGUGUGUUUUUGUAGCAAAGCACAGCGAGAUUACAUUAAGUAGACGCAUUAUUGUUAAUUACUUAGGUACUUAAGUGGAGUAAGUAGUUACUAAAUUUUCAAAAACAAAAGAAAAAAAUAACUAUUUAAAAGAAGUAUAUUACCACUUUUUUAUAG